Hypoxylon fragiforme is the source of this 1773-nucleotide messenger RNA. RefSeq lists its product as uncharacterized. Bases 1 to 1773 code for a protein of 590 amino acids. NCBI's taxonomy places the organism in Eukaryota, Fungi, Ascomycota, Sordariomycetes, Xylariales, Hypoxylaceae. The transcript is spliced from 5 exons. The record is from RefSeq and is a predicted model, not a curated record.
AUGGAGUCAUUGAUAGACAUUGACACGUCACCUACGCGACCCGCGACCCGCGGUAACAAUGGCUCUGCUAUUGCCGCACCAUCGGUCGACCUCCUUCUUGAAGGCUCGAUUCAGGACGAAGCCAGGCUUGGAUCUUGCCCUGUCCUAGAUGCCGAUGCCUAUGAUCCACGUGGCCCACCAGCCUCUCCUAGAGAAGGCACCAAUAUUCAGGGCCAAGAUAGCCCUAGUAUGUCGUCUGUCAUGUCAACCUCUACUACCACAAUCGACAAUGAUAGCAAUGCCUCGCCGAUGGACACACAUGCUCCUGUUCCUAUUUUUGGAAUGAGUAUCGAGGCUACUACCUCCCUCAAUGCCCUAACCCUUCCGGAUUGCUAUACCAAUGACCUAGUAGGAAGAGCAACUCAUAUCGGUAUCGAGGAUACCCACUAUGGUCAGCUAAUUGAAGCCAACUUCGUCCUUUCACAUCCCCCAGGCGUCGAGCCAGCUGUGCUUGGGGCGGUGCAUGAAGGGUUAGUUCGAAUAGCAGAGGAGCACCACAUUGAGCUCCAAUGCAUACCCCGGGGCUCCUACUUGAAGCUUAUCGCCCCUAGGAAGAACAUGGUGGAGCUUGUUGGUGCGGCCCAAGAUCUGGCCGACAGCUUGACCAUGAAAAUGCCGAGCAACGUCAACGGUAUUUUUCUAGAACCGCCAACUCGAGUCAACAGUGGUUCCCAAGUCAUUCUGCAUGACAAUCCUUUGGGCGGUGGUAAACGCCCAAAGCUAGAGCUAGGACAAGAGACCGCCGUUGGUCUAGAAGUCCCAGUUGAUCCCCAAAACUACUUGGGACGUCUGCGGUUUGCCCUUUACACUGGGCUCAAGAAGGCUGGUGGUGUUCCUGGGUCACUCGCAUUAAAGGUCAAUCUAGGCCAGUUUAUCUUGCAAUCGUACCCUCGAAGCAAGCUCGCCUACGAGUACCACGACUUCCAGAACCUGAUGAAGAAUCCCCGUGUUUCUGGAUUAUUGCAGACUGAGAUUGGGCACAAGUCCCAGGCCACGGAGGUCCUAGACUUCGUUAGACGUGGGGGCAACGGUCUUCUACAGCCUAUUCGAGGUCAGAUAACCUCGCCGGCGGAUGUCUUGCCUGAAUAUGCAUUCGAGAUACACUCCAAUCGUAUCAUAUUCACCGCCCCAAUCAAGAUGAAGGGCAUCGAGGGUGCAAGAGGCGCACAGCCGAAGGAAUACAGCCUCUAUCAGGUUACAGCCUGUAGAGGGGACGAUUCCUUCCCCGAGCUUGACGUCAAGAGCCUGGGCCUUGGCAAGAACCUAGACUGGGGCUUGGUGGCUGUCACCGAGGAGAAAGGCGCAAAGGCGUUUCCCGAAGUUGUCAAGUACUUAAGAUCAGCUAAGAUUGAGUUGAUUGACUGGGACGAGCCACACGAUCCCUCCGUCUACCCUAACGUGGCACUCCCGUUCAACGAGACAGCGAAGAAGUUCAAGAAUAUCGCUGUGAAGACCAUAUACCGCUUCAGAUGGAAAUCGACCUCAUACAUUGUCCAGAUCGCCAUCAACCACCGAUGGGACAGCGUUGCUACCAUGCAGCAGCUGCCAACCGUUGAUCUGGGGAUCAGUGUCACUGCAGACAAUUGGAAUUCGGUAGAUGGUGAUGCCGGAAACAAUUGGGGGAAUGAGCUGGAGUUUCUACUCGAUGGCCACGAGGGUGGCGGCGCCGAACGGGCCAAUAGCUUCAUACAGACGAUCGGAGAGAUUCGCGACUGUUUUGAUGCCUUCUUUUAG